Messenger RNA from Corylus avellana, 859 nucleotides. RefSeq names its product maternal effect embryo arrest 59 (gene MEE59). The record is from RefSeq and is a predicted model, not a curated record. Lineage: Eukaryota; Viridiplantae; Streptophyta; Magnoliopsida; Fagales; Betulaceae.
GCCCCUAGUUUCAAUUUCCUCCCACCUUGUUUUUCUUUCUCCAACUCCUGUAUACUCCGCUGCCGACUCACCAUCUCACCCAUUCUAUCGCAGUCACAGAGAGAGAGAGAGAGAGAGAGAGAGUUAGACUCAUAAUGGUGGGGCAGCGGACGGUGACUAAACCAAGCCGCAGCGACGAGGUGUUGGAUGCAGAUGAGCAACUGAGAAUUGCCAACAAGAUCAGAGCUCAGUUCGAGACCCUGGCCCCCAAGCGUCCUGUCAAGCCCAACAGAAGCGAGCCUGAUUCGUCAACACCAACCCCACUGGAGUCUACAGCAGUAGACGAAACUAUUCCCGAGCUUGACAAGUUCCGAGCCCUUGGAUCUCAAUCUCAUGUUAUAAUAUCGGCAGAGGGAGUUACUGAUCAGGUGCAAGAUGAGUUUGUGGAGACCCAGUACUACAGCAAGUUACAGUCCGUUGACAAACAGCAUCACACGACUGGAAGUGGGUUUAUAAGGGUGGUGGGGGAAGGAUGUGAAGGUGGCGGAUCUGAUGACAUUCAGUUGCAGAGAUGCCAUGAUGGCGCAGGUGGGAUGGCGUACGCUGGCUUCAGAAGCAAUCCUGCGACAAACGAUUGGGUUCCAAACGUCGAUGAAGAUCAGGUCUUUGUCUCCUCAAAGCCAAAUCGGAGUGAGAGUUCUUAGAUAUGCCGGCGCCGGCGGGGCGCGGGAGACUUUGACUUUGAGAAAGGGGCUAGCUUGUACCAACUUUACCUGUUCCGUGUUACUGUAUAAAGCUUAGAUAAGGAUGUGUUUGGUGACGGCUUAAAAAAUUCGAAUAGUGGCUUUUGAAUAUGAAUGCAACCAGCAACUUCUACAUU